AUGUGGAAGCUGAUUGGAAAGCUCCUUAUCCUAGGCGCCGCGCGCCGUUGGGCCAAACGCCCAACUGCCGCGGCUGAGACUGCCGCUCUGAUCCUGGUCCUCAAUGAACACCGACUGGGCCGCGGACCUCGACGUGACGUACUGCUGCGUGCCGCACACGUCAUCCUCCUGCCUGCCGCUCUCAUCAAAACCGUACGACUUGUCAAAUUCCUAGCGAUCGGCAAGCGGACGCGAGGACCUGGCGGUGGCGGCGUGCCGCCGCCGCUGCCGCGUCCUGUUCCCCGGGCGGAGUGGGGUCUGCUGCAGGUGCCCGAGGUGGCGCCCGAGUAUGCGGCCUGGGUGCGCUGCCUGCGCAACGUCUUAGCUCAACAGGGCUUGCAGUCCCUGCCCCCGGGGUUAGAUCCGGAUGGGUUGGAGUUGACACGGUACCUGCUGUACGGCGGACUGCUGGCGGCCCACAAACCGGCCGACGCCGCUCGUGCAGUGGCGGUCACUGCUGCCCGAAGAGCUGCAGGCAGGGUAUUUGGAGUGAGGGAUGUGGGCGAUGGGACUUUGUGGCUGCACGUACACCUCGCGAGAGCUGUGAAGCGAUGCAAUCAGGGAGAGGGACGGAGUAGCGGCGGCGGUGUAGCGGGCCGGCUGGACGACCGGAUCCGGGUGGUGGUGGUUGGGUCCGGGUCGAAUGUACGACAGGCGGUACGGAUGCUACCACUGUUUCGCGAGUUUGCUCGUCUGGUUCAGCGGCAUUAUCCGGGCCGAUUGCGGGCGAUGUACCUGGUCGACCUGCCCCGAGGACUGCGGAUGAGUGUGGGGGCGGUGCUGAACCUGCUGUCGAAUGAGACACGGCAGAAAGUCAAUGUGUGCCGGUUAGAGGACCUGCCGGAUUGCAUCUCUGGCGCUAUAGCGGCUCGGGAAGCUGCCGCAGCAGCAGCAGCAGCGGCCGCGGCACUGCAUCGCCAUCCUGUUACCCUGGCGCCGGACCGGCAGCGGCGGCGGGGACGGGAGCGUCAGGGCGAAGGUGGGGCAGGACAGGAGGGGGAAGGGGGGGAGGAAGGAGAAGGCGAAGAAGAGGAUGGCGGCGUCAGCGGAGCCGCCACUGCCGCAGAAGCGGCGGCUGCCGGCCGUAGCGGCGCUGCCGGCCGUCUGCUGGCAGCGGCGUUAGCGUUAGCGCUGGCGGCGGCGGCGGCGUGCCGGCUGGGGCCGUCGUUAGGUCGGGCGGCGGGGGCUCGGGGCGGCGGCACCGCCGCCGCGGCAGCAGCGGCGGCAGCUGCCGCCGCGCAGGUGCAGCUACAGCAGCUUCACGAGCUACGGCUGUGGCUGAUGCGAGUGAUACCAGCCCUGGUGAUGGCGGCGAUGGCUUGCCUCACGUAUAAAAGCCUGCUGGCGCGACCCUAG
Molecule: messenger RNA, 1395 nt
Organism: Volvox carteri f. nagariensis
Lineage: Eukaryota; Viridiplantae; Chlorophyta; Chlorophyceae; Chlamydomonadales; Volvocaceae
Exons: 10
Coding region: 1-1395 (464 amino acids)
Source: RefSeq, a predicted model, not a curated record